AUGGCCACCGGACUACCAAUGUCGACUCGCUCUCACGCAUCCUCAGCUUCCCCCACAAAGUUGUGCUCCAAGAUAUACAAGAAAGCCUCUCAACUUUACCUCACACGACGCUUACCAGAAGCCUUUGAAAAUCUCCAACCGAUUAUUAUCCCAUCAGCACCAGAGGACCAGCACACAAAUGGAGACAAUUCAACACCGGUGGCGCCGAUCGCCACGGCCGCCGGCACGUGGAGAAUCAAGAUGUGGAACCUCUACAUCACCCUCCUCAGCGCAAUAGUCGAUCUCGGCGCAGAGGAGGGAAAAAGGCAAUUUGGCCAGAAAGAGUGGAAAGCGAUUGCCUCGCAAGUCAGAGAGGGUACAAUUUGGGAGACUGUGGUCGAGGUAGGGUACCAAGGCCAUGAGGGUUCGGUGGAUGCGGAAGUGGUCUACAACCUUGCUACCCUGCUUCUAACUCACUCCUCUUCGCAAUCCCUGAACCAACGGCGCCUUGAGACCUAUCUCUCCUCCUACAGACAACCCAACCUCGACCUCACGGAUCGUCUCGAGGAUGCAUCGGAUGAUUACGAGCAGCGCCCCAUGCGUACGACAAGCGAAGCCGAUACCCCGAAACAUCUAACUGCCAGAGUCAAAAUCGUCGAGCUCUUUACUUUGCACGUCCUCCCCCGCAAUGAUGAGUGGGCAUACGCAACCGAAUUCAUCACCCUGAGCGAAGUCCUCGACGAUGAACGCAAAGAUCUCUUCCUACAGACUCUCGGGGGCAUAAAGGAAGAGAAGGAGCGGGGAGAAACGCGCGCAGACGAAUUGCAGCAAGCCAAAGACGCAGAGCGUGAACGGCAACGAGAUGACGAACGUCGCGAAGCCGAAGAAGCCGCGACAGCCGCUGCGCGACUACAGGCUAAUGAGCAUAAGCGCAAUACCAGCGAAGUCGACUACGGAAUUGAGAAAAACGGCUUUAAUGGCUCUCCUAAAGGCAAAGGAGCCAGGCAAUCGACAGACAAGUUGCCGAAUGGCAAGUCACAAACUUCUCUCUCCUCCGGCUCUAGAAAUGUCAAGAAGCAGGACAAGGUAGAACCCCGGUCAACUCGGGCCGUGGCUACUGGACUGCGCGGUAUCAUCCGUCACAUUAUUCGGACUGUGUCUGGAAAUCCCAUGUCAAUAGUUCGUACCCUGCUCUUCAUGAUCGGCAUUUUGAUGGUCAUCAGCCGGCAGGGUGUGCGGGAUCGCAUCCGACGAGUUACAGGUGGCGCUUGGCAAAAGGUCAAAGCCACCGCUGGAAUGGGUGUCAAAGUGAGCUAUAUUUGA
This is a messenger RNA of Penicillium digitatum Pd1, 1302 nucleotides long. RefSeq names its product protein pex26 (gene pex26). Lineage: Eukaryota; Fungi; Ascomycota; Eurotiomycetes; Eurotiales; Aspergillaceae. The record is from RefSeq and is a predicted model, not a curated record.